Echinops telfairi (small Madagascar hedgehog) is the source of this 5733-nucleotide messenger RNA. RefSeq names its product MAM domain containing glycosylphosphatidylinositol anchor 1 (gene MDGA1). Gene Ontology annotation, cellular component: neuronal cell body; axon; plasma membrane. The transcript has 17 exons. Bases 1 to 2868 code for a protein of 955 amino acids. The record is from RefSeq and is a predicted model, not a curated record. Gene Ontology annotation, molecular function: axon guidance receptor activity; protein binding. Lineage: Eukaryota; Metazoa; Chordata; Mammalia; Afrosoricida; Tenrecidae. Gene Ontology annotation, biological process: synapse organization; homophilic cell-cell adhesion.
AUGGAGGUGACCUGCCUUCUACUUCUGGCGCUGAUCCCCGUCCACUGCCGGGGCCAAGGAGUCUACGCUCCAGCCCAGGCGCAGAUCGUGCACGCGGGCCAGGCAUGUGUGGUGAAAGAGGACAACAUCAGCGAGCGCGUCUACACCAUCCGGGAGGGGGACACCCUCAUGCUGCAGUGCCUGGUCACCGGGCACCCUCGCCCUCAGGUGCGCUGGACCAAGACAGCGGGUAGCGCGUCGGACAAGUUCCAGGAGACGUCGGUCUUCAACGAGACGCUGCGCAUCGAGCGCAUCGCGCGCACCCAGGGCGGCCGCUACUACUGCAAGGCCGAGAACGGCGUGGGCGUGCCCGCCAUCAAGUCCAUCCGCGUGGACGUGCAGUACCUGGACGAGCCUGUGCUGACUGUGCACCAGACGGUGAGCGACGUGCGAGGCAACUUCUACCAGGAGAAGACCGUGUUCCUGCGCUGCACGGUCAACUCCAACCCACCUGCCCGCUUCAUCUGGAAGCGCGGCUCCGACACCCUGUCCCACAGCCAGGACAAUGGAGUGGACAUCUAUGAGCCCCUCUACACCCAGGGGGAGACUAAGGUCCUGAAGCUGAAGAACCUGCGGCCACAGGACUAUGCCAGCUACACCUGCCAGGUGUCUGUCCGCAAUGUGUGUGGUAUCCCGGACAAAGCCAUCACCUUUCGGCUCACCAACACCACGGCACCACCGGCCUUGAAGUUGUCUGUGAACGAAACCCUGGUGGUGAACCCUGGGGAGAAUGUGACAGUGCAGUGUCUGCUGACGGGGGGUGAUCCUCUACCCCAGCUGCAGUGGUCCCAUGGGCCUGGCCCCCUGCCUCUGGGUGCAUUGGCCCAGGGUGGCACCCUCAGCAUCCCUUCAGUGCAUGCCCGGGACUCUGGCUACUACAACUGCACGGCUACCAACAACGUGGGCAACCCCGCCAAGAAGACCGUCAACCUGCUGGUGCGAUCCAUGAAGAAUGCCACGUUCCAGAUCACCCCUGACGUGAUCAAAGAGAGCGAGAACAUACAGCUGGGCCAAGACCUGAAGCUGUCCUGCCACGUGGACGCUGUGCCCCAGGAGAAGGUCACCUACCAGUGGUUCAAGAAUGGCAAGCCGGCACGCAUGUCCAAGCGGCUGAUAGUGACUCGCAACGACCCGGAGUUGCCUGCAGUCACCAGCAGCCUGGAGCUCAUUGACCUGCACUUCAGUGACUACGGGACCUACCUGUGCGUGGCUUCCUUCCCUGGGGCGCCUGUGCCUGACCUCAGUGUCGAGGUCAACAUCUCCUCGGAGACAGUACCACCCACAAUCAGCGUGCCCAAGGGCCGGGCCGUGGUGACCGUGCGCGAGGGCUCGCCUGCAGAGCUGCAGUGUGAGGUGCGGGGCAAGCCGCGGCCGCCCGUGCUCUGGUCGCGCGUGGACAAGGAAGCUGCCUUGCUGCCCUCGGGGCUGCCCCUGGAGGAGACUCCAGACGGAAAGCUGCGGCUGGAGCGCGUGAGCCGGGACAUGACCGGGACUUACCGCUGCCAGACGGCUCGCUACAAUGGCUUCAACGUGCGCCCCCGCGAGGCGCAGGUGCAGCUCCACGUGCAGUUCCCGCCGGAGGUGGAGCCCGGUUCCCAGGACGUGCGCCAGGCGCUGGGCCGGCCAGUGCUCCUGCGCUGCUCGCUGCUGCGCGGCAGCCCCCAGCGCAUCGCCUCGGCCGUGUGGCGCUUCAAAGGCCAGCUGCUGCCGCCGCCGCCCGUUGUCCCCGCCGCCGACGCCCCCGACCAAGCUGAGCUGCGCCUGGACGCCGUCACUCGCGACAGCAGCGGCAGCUACGAGUGCAGCGUCUCUAACGACGUGGGCUCGGCCACCUGCCUCUUCCAGGUCUCGGCCAAAGCCUACAGCCCGGAGUUUUACUUCGACACCCCCAACCCCACCCGCAGCCACAAGCUGUCCAAGAACUACUCCUACGUGCUGCAGUGGACCCAGAGGGAGCCUGAUGCUGUGGACCCUUUGCUCAACUACAGACUCAGCGUCCGACAGUUGAACCAGCACAACGCCGUGGUGAAGGCCAUCCCUGUGCGGCGCGUGGAGAAGGGGCAGCUGCUGGAGUACAUCCUGACCGACCUCCGCGUGCCUCACAGCUACGAGGUCCGCCUCACACCCUACACCACCUUCGGGGCCGGGGACAUGGCCUCCCGCAUCAUCCACUACACAGAGCCCAUCAACUCUCCGAACCUAUCAGACAACACCUGCCACUUUGAGGAGGAGAAGAUCUGUGGCUACACCCAGGACCUGACCGACAACUUUGACUGGACACGGCAGAAUGCCCUCACACAGAACCCCAAGCGCUCGCCCAACACUGGCCCCCCAAUGGACAUCAGUGGCAGCCCCGAGGGCUACUACAUGUUCAUUGAGACCUCCAGGCCCCGGGAGCUGGGAGACCGAGCCCGGCUGGUGAGUCCCCUCUACAAUGCCAGCGCCAAGUUCUACUGCGUCUCCUUCUUCUACCACAUGUAUGGGAAGCACAUUGGCUCCCUCAACCUCCUGGUUCGGUCUCGGAACAAAGGCGCCCUGGACACGCACGCCUGGUCUCUCAGCGGCAAUAAAGGCAAUGUGUGGCAGCAGGCCCAUGUCCCCAUCAACCCCAGUGGGCCCUUCCAGAUUAUUUUUGAGGGGGUCCGAGGCUCCGGCUACCUGGGGGAUAUCGCCAUAGAUGACGUCACAGUGAAGAAAGGAGAAUGUCCCCGGAAGCAGAUGGACCCCAAUAAAGUGGUGGUCAUGCCCGGCCGAGGCAGAGCCUCCUGCCAGCCCCACCCACAGCUCUGGGGGCCCGUGGCCGCCUUGCUCUUGGCGUUGCAGAGAUGAUGAGAGCUGCGUGGCUCCCACCCCUCCCCGCCCCCGGCACACCAAAGUGUCCGCAUCGUACCAAAGACUGACCCCUGCCAGCCGGGGUGCCCAGGGGCAGGGCCGGCCUGCCAGGGAGGGGGCCUGCGUGGCAGUGAGGAUGAGUGAAGAACAAGGACAGACGCCAGCACUGCUGGCCUGGACCCGGACGUUGGACACACUCACACACUCACACACCACAGAGCUCUAUUAAAGCACAAGUUUCUAUCCAACCUGCCAGCACCUUCUUUACUGUGGAGACAGGGAUCCCCCUGUCCAAGAAGUGUCUGCCUACACUCCCAGGGACCUCGUUGUGACAUCCUGGCUGCAUUUCUGGUGUGUCUCUGACUGUCCCCCUGCCCCUAAGUCAAGGCAGGAACGCCAGCCCACUGGCUUUGCCCAAAGGGAGCCGGAAGUGGAGCAGAGGAGGAAGCCCCUCCCCGGGGCCAGACUCUGGACUCCCUGGGUGGGGGAGGCAGGGGCCAUGAGGGCCCUCCCUGCAACACCGAACUCUGCUUUCAGAGAGAGGGCCGGAUGCCGGUGCCUCCAGGCCCCCUCACUCCGCCCCAACCUGUUCCUGGGACAUCGCGUGUCCUUUUCUCUCUGGGCCCCCUUUUGAAGGAGUCCAGCACAAGGUGUCAGGCCUGGGCCAUCUGAAGAAGGACACCCACCUCAGCCCCACCCCUGCAAGCAGCUGGAUUCCUGCGAGCACUCUCCCUACGGCGGUUGGCUGGCCUAACCUUAGCCCCACUUGAAUCUCCCAGAACCCGGGAGAUGGUUGGUGGCCGGGAGAUUUCCAGGGCCCGGUGUGACUGGAGAGGGGCAGAGGAGGAGGCUGGCCUCUGUGAUCCUGUGCCCCGCCCUGGACGCUGGAUCUGGAAAUGGAGACGAGCCUCCAUUGCGCUGACUCACCAGGUGUUUGCCCCGGGCCUGGCCCUGCCCCCUCUCCACUGUAAAACCCUGUGUAGUUGCCCAUCGCUCCUGGCCACCAGGACCCGUGAAGGAGGAGGAAGAAGGGUUUGUAGCACUGGGGUCAAUGGGUGGGGUGUUGACGGUCCCCUUGUGCCCUGGGAGCUGAACCUCACACUAAGUCUCCUUGCCUGGGGGGUUUGAAAUGGGGCGAUGGGACCUAGACCCCUCUCUACUUCAACCCGGAGCCAUCCACGGGAGAGAGAAGGCCCAACUAUCUGUCCCCUCAGGCUGUCUGUAUGUCUGUGUGCCUGUGCCUGUCUGCGUGUAUGUGUGUACCUGGCCAUCUGUCUCUGCAGUGUGUGUCCGCACUGGGCAGAAGCGUGCGUGAAUAUGGGUCUGUGUGCGUUGUGAGACACAGCAGCCAACGAAGCUGUGUCCACUCUAAUCUCUGUGUGUGCCUGUGCAUGUCAGCGUGCACGCCCAUCUCCCUGAGUGACGUGUUUCUUGGGUGCUGGCCAAAUAGACCCCUUCUCACCCCACCUUUCACUCCAUUGUUGACCAAGUGCUUACAACCACUCUAUUGUAAGGCAAGCACCCAUGGAGAGGCGUGAGGGUCCCCGAGGAGUGGAGGGGGCACCAGUGUAGGACGAGGCCUGGAGCUUGGGGAGCAGUGCUGUGCCAGGAGGCAGGCUGGGGACCAAGGUGAGCGCUGCCCAUCUCCCUGGCCUCAUCGCCAACAGCUGGUGGGUGUUGGAGUCGGGCUGGAGCCAGGCCUCCAGGUGCCCCAACCAGUGUGGCUGCUUCUGGCCCAGCUGAGGCCUCUGCCCAGAAUGAGUUUCCUCUGCCCGGUAUUGUUCCUUAAUUGCCCCAUCUGUGCAGGGCCCGUGCCCCCAACUAGACGGUAAACUCCUCCUUUGAGCCUCCCCUCCUGCCCGGGAUGCACUCAGCUGACCUUGCCUGGUAGAAUGUCCCCAUCCAUCAGUGGUUCCAGCCCCGGCUGCAGAUACCAGCCACCAGAGGGGCUUUAGAAAGCGUGGAUGACUGUGCCCCCUCCCGCCGGUGGUCUUCAGUUGGUCUGGAGAGCCUCCGGCCUCUGAAAGUUCCUAGGUCUAUAGGAGAACCUGAGGAGGCCCUGGCCUCUCACCUGCCCUGCACGCCUGGGCCCGGGGUGCAAAGAAUAGGCACUUCCUCCUGGGGCUCCCACAGAUCCCUGGGCCUGCUCCCCGCAGACCACCUCUGCUCCAUCUGUCCCCCACCCCCGACUUAGUUGCACUGUGGUAGGGACAGUACCUCCCUUGCCCUCCCUCUAUCCACAGAGUUGGGCUUGGUUUCGUAAGUGUGGUCGGUCCUUGGUUCCUGGUCUACCUGGGGGGCUGUGAGGGUCCUGUGGACAGAUUAGGGGAUGGGGCCCAUGGAACAUUCCCGGGUGAAUGGGUGGGUGAUGGGUGCUGUGCAUCAGUGGGUUUGCAGGGGAUGUAGGUGUUGGCAUGUACGAGUGAGUGAUUGGAAUGCCCAGACUACCAGGCCACCUGGGGAUUCGUCACUAGGUCUACAGGUAAGGAAUCUCUGUGUGUCACCGAGCACUGGGUCUGUGGGUCCGAGUAGCAGUGUCCCUGGGCUGUGUGUCUUUGGGUCUGCAUGCUGGCAGACCCCCAUGCUCUCAGCCGCGGGGAGACCUGCUUGGCUGGAUCCAGUGUACCUCCCCCCCCCCAGCCUUGCCCUCAGACCAGGAAGGUCGAGGUGUUCUGUGGCCUUAAAUGGGGAGUCCAGGGUCCAUCCUCAGGGUGUUGGGGUGCCCCUACCCCUCUCCCCUUAGACUGGUAUCUAGGGGAGGAAGGGACCCCUGGCACAGCAGGCAUUGCAGCCCUAGGGGUGUCCCACAGCUGGUCCCCAGGCAACCCCCAGUGUGGGGUGGGACGCGGGGGUGGGGGGAAG